Molecule: messenger RNA, 1023 nt
Organism: Plasmodium fragile
Lineage: Eukaryota; Apicomplexa; Aconoidasida; Haemosporida; Plasmodiidae
Exons: 1
Coding region: 1-1023 (340 amino acids)
Source: RefSeq, a predicted model, not a curated record
AUGAACUUCCCUGCCUGCAUGCAGGCACGGCGAAGUUUUGCCAGGAGGGUAGAACAGGGGCUGAAGCCAUCGUCCCUCAGAGUGCGAAGUGACAAGUCCAACUUCAACGACAUAAUAAAUAAGUACUUUCCAAAUGCGAAGCUGCGAAAGGGAGCAAGUGGGCGUAACAUCCCUCCCUGCAGCGACAGCACUGGGGAAAAGUACUACUUGUCUGCAAGAAUGAAAAGAAAGGCGGAACAGUUAAGUGGUGGUAAGGAUGUCGACCUUAGUGGAGUGGAAGCGGGGAGUGCAGCCUUCCUUCCGACCAGCAGCCCCACAGAUGGUAAGCAACUGUAUGAAAAGGCAGUUACAAAUUUUAUGACCAGCCCAAAGGGACCUCACAAGACCACGCAGCCAAGCAGGAACAAUGCGAAGCGAAUAGAACUGAUGGAGAUAACGAAAGAGGAUCACGAAAUUCAAAAAUACAAAAAUAAGUUACACAAGAGAAUAUGGAUUUGUCUUAAACGGAAUAAUGAAAAAGAGUUUGAGAAUUUGUACAACGAACUAAGCAUGUACCAUUUGAAGGAUGAGGUGUCCUACACUAUCCUGCUCCAUGGCAAGCUCAUUAUAUCCGAUGGGGGAGACAUGAAAGAGUGUUUUAAGCUACUUGACGAUAUGAAACAAAACAAAGUGCACCCCUCACUAGUACGUUUAAAUGAAAGGUUGCUCUGUAGCUACUAUGAAUUGGCCAAGUUAAAUGUGAAACCGAGAAGCAAGCAGUGGGUUAAAAUAUUAAGGACCGUUUGGUUUACCUCCGCUUUGAUUAAGGCACGGAGACAAAAGUUCAUACUACGCAAUUUAACUCGAAUGAAGAAAAUAAAAGGGGAUGGAAAUUCUGCUCUGCUCAGCAACUUUAACAAUAUGUUUAAUAUUCACAGUUUGCAGUCGCUGUACGUGGAGGGCAGGGAUCCCCUCCUCGGGGGGGGUGCUCAAACUAAACACGCCCCCGCUUGCGAACCCAUCAGUGGGGGAAUCCACCGAUAA